UAACUGGCUGUCAAUACGGUGAAACUAAAAACGUGUUUUUAGUACCAUGCUGUAUGAUGUCAUAACCUCAAAAAGUUAUGUAGUUAUUAACAUUCUCAAACAAAAUAAUUAUAAUAAAUAAUUUAUUAUUAGCUGUAACUAUGGGCUCUAUUCGUAACAAAAAAGAUAAAACCAAAAACAAACUCAGAAAAACCAGGAAAGAAACACGUAAAGAAAAGAGGCAACAGAAAAAAGUUAAUAGAAAUGUGUAUUAUUCUAACAAAAAUAAAAAAAAUCAGGACCCAACAACUAUAAAAAAUAAUGUGCCCAAGAAUCCAACAAGGGAAAACGAUGACAAAAAACAGAAGAAGGGAAAUUCGGAUAUUAAGAAGUCCACUAAAUCUACGAAGAAACAAUCUUUAUUUGUAAACGAUGUCAUUAGAGACAUUAACAAAGAGAAAAGUUAUCAUAAAAGUCUAGAAAAUGAGAUGAUGAAGAACAGAAAAAAGCAGUUGCAAGAAGCUAAUGAACUAGAAGAUCAAAGUAUCAAGAAACUUGAAAAGCAAUUAAACUUGAAACAUAAACAAAAAAUACCUAAAUCAUUUGCUGAAGAUGGUCUUGAUUAUGUUUUAGAAUUAUGUGAUUCAAAUGUAUUGGCCCAGAAAGCAAAAACUGAGAAACAGUUAGUAAAUCUUCAAAACUUUGAUGAAUUAGACGAUGACAACUUUCUUCAGAGCGAUGAAGAAUCAUCAAUAAGCAACAAUUCAAGUACUGGAUUUAAUAGUGAAAAUGACAAAGAUUCUGAAUUUGAGAACCAAGAUGAAAAUUCUGGACUUGACGAUAGUGAAAAUCAAUCUGAUGUAUAUUCUAUGGACUCGGAAGAUGACUGUGAAGAGUCUAAGAAUGAAAGUACAUUAGAGUAUAAUCUUAGUGCUUUGGAAUCAAAUGAUAGUGAAAAUAGUUUUUCAGAUGAUGAAAUGGCUGUUUCUGGAAAGUGCAUUCAAAAGAAAUCAAAAAGAUCACAAAAAUUGUUGAGGGAAGCACAUGUAUCUGAAAAUUCAGGCGAUUCUGACAGCAAUAGCAGCAUGAAUGAGCAAAACGAUUUUAAGGAAGAUAUUUAUGGGAGGAAAAGAGAUAAGCAAGGAAAUAUUGUGCAGGAAAACACAAAAUAUAUACCACCACAAGUUAGAGCUCGUAUGUUGUCAGGAGAACAAUCAGAGAAGUUGCAACGGUUGAAACGACAAAUUAAAGGGCUAUUGAAUAAGCUAACAGAGCAAAAUAUUCAUAGUAUUUCAUCAGAAAUAGAAAAUGUUUACCGAUCUAACAGCCAUCAUGACACAAAUGACACAUUAGCAAACCUUUCCCUCGAGUUCUUAGUAAACGUGAAUUCUGUGCCUGACAUAAUGAUAGCGCAUCAUGCAAUGCUGAUUUCAGUAUUACAUGCUAAUGUGGGAUCAGACAUAGGGGCUUACUACUUGCAAAAUGCUGUUAAGCAAUUUAAUACCUUAUUAUCAGAAGAACUUCCAAUUGAGAAUAAAAAAACAGAAAAUAUAACAGCAGUAUUAAGUCAUUUAUAUAAUUUUAAGAUAUUCUCUAGUCUUUUGCUCUUAGACAUUCUGAAACUGCUAUCAGAGGAUCUUAAUGAAAAAAGAUUGGAUUGUAUACUUAUUAUCCUAAGAGUUUGUGGAUUUUUGCUACGUAAAGAAAAUCCCGGAGAUCUUAAAGAACUAAUUUUGAAACUACAAGCUGCUGCUAAUAAAGCUAUUUCAAACUCAGGAAAUAAUUCUCGAGUAAAAUUUUUGGUUGAUGUAUUAUUAGCAAUAAAGAAUAAUAAUGUGUCAAAAAUUCCAUCAUACGAUCCCACUCUAUUCAGUAAUUUGAUAAAAGUGGUUAGAAACUAUUAUAGGAAAGGAAAUUACGUAACUACAUUGAAUGUUAGCCUGCAGGACAUGAUAAAUGCUGAUGUACAUGGUAGGUGGUGGUCUGUUGGAUCGGCUUGGUCUGGAAGUGGCAAAAACAAUACUCAGAACUCUGAUAAUACCAGUAGUAGUAAUAAUGCCUAUAGUGAAAAGUUACUUGAACUAGCUAGAAAACAAGGGAUGAAUACUGAAAUUAGGAAAAAUAUAUUUUGUGCCAUAAUGAGCGGCGAGGAUUAUUUAAAUGCAUUUGAAAAAGUAUUACAUUUAGGAUUGAAAGGUUCUCAAGAACAGGAACUGGUUCAUGUUCUUCUAAGUUGCUGUUUGCAAGAAAAGAAAUACAAUCCUUACUAUUCUUUAUUGGCACAAAAAUUUUGUGAUUUAGAUAGGAAAUACCGAAUAUCAUUUCAAUACAGUUUAUGGGAUAAAAUUAGAGAUCUUAGCACAUUAACAAACGAUCAAAUAAGUCACUUAGGAAAAUUUAUGAUACAUUUGCUGAUUGAAAAUGGACUCUCCUUGUGUGUUCUUAAGAUAAUAGAUUUUAGUGAACUGCAAGCAAGAGAGUUAAGACUGAUACGACAAAUAUUAUUUGGAAUUUUAUUGAAUCCAUCAGAAGCUAUUAUUAAACACAUAUUUGAAAGGAUUCUUAAAUCACCUAAGCUGAAAAUGUUUCGAGAAAGUUUGCGAUUAUUUCUACAUCAUUUUCUGGUAGCAGAUAAGACAUCUGGACGAUUAGAUGAAAAAUCUAAAGAAUUAUUAAAGCAGAGAGCAAAAAUGGUAGAUCAGAUACUAAUCACAGGAGAAUCUAGACUAGCAUUUUGA
Molecule: messenger RNA, 2717 nt
Organism: Ctenocephalides felis (cat flea)
Lineage: Eukaryota; Metazoa; Arthropoda; Insecta; Siphonaptera; Pulicidae
Product: nucleolar MIF4G domain-containing protein 1 homolog
Exons: 14
Coding region: 141-2717 (858 amino acids)
Biological process (GO): ribosomal small subunit biogenesis
Cellular component (GO): nucleolus
Molecular function (GO): protein binding; RNA binding
Source: RefSeq, a predicted model, not a curated record